Molecule: messenger RNA, 2996 nt
Organism: Penaeus monodon (black tiger shrimp)
Lineage: Eukaryota; Metazoa; Arthropoda; Malacostraca; Decapoda; Penaeidae
Gene: Chsy
Product: chondroitin sulfate synthase 1-like
Exons: 13
Coding region: 107-2584 (825 amino acids)
Cellular component (GO): Golgi cisterna membrane
Molecular function (GO): glucuronosyl-N-acetylgalactosaminyl-proteoglycan 4-beta-N-acetylgalactosaminyltransferase activity
Source: RefSeq, a predicted model, not a curated record
GAAGUGGCGAAGGGAGCAGUAGUGUCUUGGGUGUUGUUAGUGGAAGGUUACGUCUCUAAAUUUUCGUGUGGCUGUAAGAACCAAAGUUAAUAUCAAUGAAGACAAGAUGAACCCGUACCAAUACCAGGCUCCUCCCUCUGGUAUCGAGCUCGUGCCGCGGCCUCAGAAGAUGAAGAUCACGGUGCGCGCCGUGAGCGGGGGCGCGGGCGGCCACGGGCGGAGCGGCACGGCGGGGCAGCUGGUGGGCUUGGCCGUCGGGAUAUUUUUCGGCUUUGUGAUAACGGCGGCUUUCCGGCAGCUGAUGCUGAAGCCGCACAUGUGCUUGUCGUCGAGGAACGUGCCGGUCUAUGACGACACGGCCGAGGCCUUCCGGAUAAUCGGCCACGACCCCAAGAGAAACGUGCACAACAGUGAUAAGAAUUUAGUGUUCGUGGGGGUGAUGACGGCCAACAUGUACCUGGGCAGCCGCGCCAAGGCGGUGUUCGAGACGUGGGGCAAGCACCUGCCGGGCAAGAUCGCCUUCUUCUCGUCCGAGGCGUCCACCACCGACGUCGACAUCCCGCUGAUCCGCCUGCGGGGCGUCGACGACUCGUACCCGCCGCAGAAGAAGUCGUUCAUGAUGCUCAAGUACAUGGCCGACCACUUCGCCGACCACUUCGAGUACUUCAUGCGCGCCGACGACGACGUGUACAUCCGGCCGGACAAGCUGGAGGCCUUCCUGCGCUCGGUGAACAGCACGCGCGCGCACUUCAUCGGGCAGGCGGGCAAGGGCAACCAGGAGGAGUUCGGCCACUUGGCCCUCAAGGACGACGAGAACUUCUGCAUGGGCGGCCCCGGCGUCGUCAUGAGCCGCAAGACGCUCCUGCAGGUGGCGCCGCACAUCAGGGACUGCCUCAAGAACCUCAGGUCGACGCAUGAGGACGUCGAGGUGGGGCGCUGCGUCAGGAAGUACGCGAAGGUCCCCUGCACGUGGUCGUACGAGAUGCAGAGUAUCCUUUACCACAACAGCAGCGGCACCGAGGCUUUCACGGGGCCCCUCAAGCAACGAGAGGUGCAUCGUGCAAUCACCCUUCACCCUAUCAAGAAUCACACGUAUCUCUAUCGUCUCCAUUAUUACAUCCAGAGUCUAAGCAUCAAGUCCAAAGAAGCAGAGUUGGUGCGCACGAUAAGGGAAUUAUACAAGACCAGCGAGGAAGUGGGGACAAUGAUGCCGAACCUUGACUCCCCUGCUAAAGGCGUCUUCCUCAACCAUUUGAGUACGGAUGCAACCCUUCAGAAAUGGUCUCCAGAUCUAGAAGAGGAAGUCAAUGCAUGGGAUUUUGUGAGCAGGGCAGCUUUUUGCUUGGGAGACGCCAACCCUCGCCAUAAGCCAACCUCGGGUAUGAACGAGGGGUUGGAGGAUGUGAUAAGAGAUGUCAUGGAGAUUAUAAACAAAGUUUCCAAAGAACGUGGGAGAGUGAUUGAUUUCAAAGAGAUACUGUACGGGUAUAUCAGAUGGCACCCUAGUCAUUCCAUCGAAUAUAUCAUAGACAUGUUGUUACUCUAUAAAAAGUACCGAGGCAAGAAAAUGACAGUUCCUGUAAGGAGACAUGCUUACCUUCAGGUUCCUCUCGGACCAUUAUAUGUCCGUGAAUACGAAAGUCUCAGGCCAGAGACUGACGUUGCCCCUACGUCAGGAAUCCAAGACUUUGUUGAAGUAGUGGUGAAGAAAAGUCUUAAGGAUUUUUCUAGUCUUCACUAUCAGAUCCCACAUGCAGGAUCGACAGCACAACAGAAACCAAAGAAAAUUCAUUUUAUCCUACCCCUUGCUGGUCGGUUUAGCAUCUUCCAAAGAUUUAUGGAUGAUUUCAAACGGGUAUGUCUAGAAGGAGAAGAAAAUGUGCGUUUAGUAGUGGUGUCCUUCCGCCCUCCGCCCGGCCAGGAGGACACGACGGAGAAUGUUGAGGCUGUCAUUUCCAGCCUUCAGUUGGACUAUCCUGAUGUUCCUAUGAGUGUACUACAGGCAAACACAAGUUUUGCUCGAGCUUUAGCCUUAGAGUUGGGUGCUGGCCAGUGCGAGGAAAAUGACCUGAUGUUCUUCAUCGAUGUGGACAUGACCUUCACUCAUGGUGCUCUUGAUAGGAUCCGAUUACAUACAGUACAGGGAAUCCAGAUAUAUUAUCCUAUAGUUUUUAGUGAGUUUGAUCCCAGUGUAACAAGAAAGGGAGGCAAAGAAGAAACAUAUGACCACAAUUUGAUUGAUGAAGAAGUGGGAUAUUGGAGAGCGUUUGGAUUUGGAAUUGUAUCAAUGUACAAGUCUGAAUUGCUAAUGGCAGGUGGCCUAGAUACUUCCAUUCUUGGAUGGGGUCAAGAAGACGUUGACCUAUUUGAGAAGGUGCUGAAGAAAAAAAUCCAGGUAUUUCGAGCAGCUGACCCUGGCCUAGUCCAUAUUUUCCACCACGUUGACUGUGAUCACAACCUCGUCACGAACCAAUACCAGAUGUGCCAAGGGACGAGAUACAGUACCUAUGGUGCUACACAUUCCCUCGCCAAAACCAUCAUUGACAAUCCAGAAAUCCUAGCGUACAAGAGACGAAACUCGUAGUCAUUAUUUUUGUAUAUCCAAUAAUUUAACAAGCGUUAUUUUUUAUAAUUUAUUGCCCCCCGAGGCUUACGUAGGUGAAUAAGGACAGUGAAAGCUCUCACUGUGUCGAGGAAAGGGAGGCAUUCCUAUCCCACGGACAAGAAUAAUUGUCAUGACUUUUAGGUUUUAGGUUUUUUAUUCUUCGAAUCCAGAUGUUCUUUGACCAACUCCUCUUUUUAUAUACUGUUCACUGAUUUUAAGGAAGAAUGUUACCAUACUUGGUUUAAUUAGUUUAAGAACAAACUCAGAGACGAAUGACAAUGUGCGAUGCAGCUGGUAUUUUAUUGAUAGCCAUUUACGUUUCCGUAUGCUGAAGAUUCAGAUAUUUUUAGGACUUUUUCCAAUUUUCUGCACUUAAACUAUUUAUUGUUAU